Messenger RNA from Nerophis lumbriciformis (worm pipefish), 3144 nucleotides. NCBI's taxonomy places the organism in Eukaryota, Metazoa, Chordata, Actinopteri, Syngnathiformes, Syngnathidae. The record is from RefSeq and is a predicted model, not a curated record.
AUGGCGCAAAGUGGCUUCGACUUUAACAAUGAUUCAGAUUGUCUUAGCUACCUGGAAGCUGACCACAGUCGUCAAGUGGACUUCUCCAAGAGUCUUAAAAAGAGCAUCAAUAUUAAGCGACUAAGCCUCAAGAGGAGGCCUCGAGCGGCCGUCGACAAUGCGGAAAAAACGCAAAGCUGCAUUUCGUCCAGUCAGUGGCAUUCUGUGGAGUCCCUGUCUUCCUCGAGCAGUGAUGACACGAGACUCUUGGGUCGACCUCCUCUCCCUCCCCCGCAUGGCUCCACCGCAGAUAAACAUCUUUCCAAGAAUGAAGGACCAGAUCGCCGUGAUCAACUCAAGUCAUUACCUGCUACGAGAUCACCUACUUUGCAAAAACAAAAUCUCUCAUUGGAGCAGACCAUCGCUGAGCAACAACUAAACUUGGAACAGGAAGCGAUGAUCCAUCUCGGUGCCCGCCGCAGACUAGCCAGCUUCGGAGGAGUGAGCUCCCCUGGUUCUCCUUCUCGCUACACUGGUUUCUGUGCGUACGACAACAAGAAUGGUGGCAAGGCAGCUGGCGUCGGCAAUGACAUGCAUGGGCUUCUUGGUUCCUCACUAGGAAGCAGUGGUAGUACAAGCUGCCUACAGUCAAGCCCUCAGGGUUCUGGAAGAAGCACCCCAGUUUUGGGUUUCGGCCCAACGCAGUUGCUGAAUGUCCGUGAACAAAUGCUGGUGGCCCUACAGAAGCUGAGGGAGCUGGAGGAGCAAGUGAAGAUCAUUCCUCUACUCAAGGUGAAAAUCUCAGUUCUUCAGGAAGAAAAGAAGCAACUGGCCUCUCAGAUCCAGAAUAAUAAUGACUCAGCGGGAAGCACCGAGGAAGAACAUCAGGCCAAAGACAAGGACUGCUAUGACUUCAACAACAAAGAUGAGGAGAUGCUGGCACUUGAGAGAGCCAUCGAGACUGGCCAUUAUCCAACCUGGCAAAGAAGAAGCCAUCGGAAUAACAAGACAGUUGGUGGAGAAGCCAUAAAAGAACAAAGACGUAGCACAGAAUUAGAACAAGAUAUACAGGCCCAACAACAAGUUAUUGUAUCCUUAAAGCAGAAAACCAUUCACCUGGAGGCAGAGUUGAAAGAAUCCUCUCUCCAGGCUGAGAUGAGCAGACUGAAACUGGAGCUUCAAGCUGCAGAAGCGAGAAACCGAGUGGACAAAGCGUGUUCAGCCCGGCCAGCUACUGCGAGCUGCAGCACCGAGGCCAGGCCCACCACCACAAGCCAAGGGGUGGGCAACCACACCGAGCUGAAAGAUGCAAGCACGGGUAAUAACAUAGAGGUGAAGAACGUGGCCGUAUCAUGUUUCUCCCCUGAGUCAAAAAGUGUCUGUAUCGGCCCAGAUCUAGCCAUGAGCCGCUGGGAGGUCAGAGAGCGACUGGAAACCAGGGAGAAGGCAGUGGGGACUGUGGAGAGGAAGGACUUUCGGUCAGUUGCAUGUGGCGAUUGUUCUGUGAAUGUAAUCAUCCGCCAAGCAAAGGACAUGGUUUCUUGUGGCACAAUGACAGAGUCGGUAAAAGGAGUCACUCUCAUGGCGCCAUCUCAGAUUAGCUCCCAGCGUACCAACACCACUUUCAGCCCAGUUUCUCGUUUAACAAAUACAAGACAUGCCGCCAGCACAGACUCCAGUGCAAAUACCGUCCUCAGAAGCCAGCAGAAGCACACCAACACCACCAAAGCCGCUGUGGCAAGGACAGCAUCAGUCGGGAACAGGCUGAAAGACGUCAAAUGCAUUCCUAAGACACGCACAGUUGCUGUCGAAACCAUCCCUCUGGAAGGAAUUUCACCUAAACCAAAUACCCGAGACAUUGGUGUCGGAUUCACAAGUAUUCAUGAGAACUACCUGGUUGGCCUUAAAACUCAAAACAUGGCCUCUGGACCAUCCCAUCUUCCUGAUCCAGAAAAGACCAGGAGCAUUGGUGUUGGGGAAGGAAAGAUACGAGAUCUGUUGGUUUCGAACGGGCAACAGAGUGCAUCGUCUCAUUGCAGUCCUGCGGUGGACAGUCAUAUAGAGAAGAUACCGGGAGUCAUUAAGCGACGCAGUGGCUCUCAAAUGGAGGGCUUCACUGAGCAGAAAACUGACCCAUCCCUGUCUAUCGGUAUCAAAGCUGGGACUCAAGGAGGUCCAUCGGUCCCAGCCAGCAGAGAACUUCAAGUGCCGGCUGAUUCCAGCAACUCCUGUCAGCAGGGUGGACACGACUCAGAGGUGAAACGAAUGAUACAGCUGUUGGAACAACAGACAUCAUCUGCAGUAAGAGAUGGCUCAAAUCAUUUAGGUGUCCCACGCAAGGCGAUCAAGAAGGACAAUAGCGAGCAAGGCUGCAGCAACACCAGGAAAAACAUGAGAUUCAUGAAGGCUGCCAGCGGGUGCAGGUUCAGCGAAAAGAUGAUGUCGGCUUGCCAGGCCUUGAAGACGCACCUGAGUGAAGGCAAGCGCCUACCAAGCAGAGAACUGCGCGACUGCUUGCAGACUGUGCAGCAGGAGUGGUUCUCUGUGUCCAGCCCAAAGUCGGCCUCUGUCGAGUCUGUGGAGGACUACUUGUCAGGCUUCCGUGUCAUCUCGCCCUCGCUGCUGCGGCACGUUGCCAACAUGGCCGACAGCAACGGCAACACAGCGCUGCACUACAGCGUGUCGCACUCGAAUUUUGGCGUGGUCCAGAAGUUGCUGGACGCCGACGUGUGCGAUGCCAACAAGCAAAACAAAGCGGGGUACACUCCCAUCAUGCUGGCCGCACUCGCCGCCGUGGACCGCCCGGAGGACAUGAAAGUAGUGGAGCAGCUUUUUGAUAAAGGGGACGUCAACGCCAAAGCUAGCCAGGCCGGACAGACGGUGCUGAUGCUUGCUGUGAGCCACGGCCGGGUAGAGAUGGUUCGGGCACUGCUGGCCCGCGGCGCCGUGGUCAACGCGCAGGACGACGAGGGCUCCACGGCGCUGAUGUGCGCUAGCGAGCACGGUCAUGCCGCCAUCGUGAAGCUGCUACUGGACCAGCCGGACUGUGAUACUGAAUUAACGGAUGGCGAUGACAGUACAGCCUUAUCGAUUGCUUUGGAAGCGGGACACAAUGACAUCGCCGUGCUUCUCUACGCACACGCUAACGUCUCAAACACACGCUGA